Messenger RNA from Beta vulgaris subsp. vulgaris (sugar beet), 522 nucleotides. RefSeq lists its product as uncharacterized. The coding region runs from base 1 to 522 and encodes 173 amino acids. NCBI's taxonomy places the organism in Eukaryota, Viridiplantae, Streptophyta, Magnoliopsida, Caryophyllales, Amaranthaceae. The record is from RefSeq and is a predicted model, not a curated record. The transcript is spliced from 2 exons.
AUGAUACUCUUUUUCCGCAUUAAGCAUCUAAAGUUCUCUGAAGCUUCUGGGUUGGCUGCUAAUAUGGACAAAAGUAACAUUUAUUUUUGUGGGGUUUUUGAGGUGACAUCUAGGGAGCUGGCUGAAAUUGUUCAUAUGCAAAUUGGUGAGCUGCCUUUUACGUAUCUAGGGGUCCCUCUUACAUCAAAGAAGUUGUCUUAUGCCCAAAGCAAGCCUCUGGUUCAGAAAAUUACCAAUAGAGCUCAAACAUGGAUAGCUCACUUGCUUUCAUAUGCUGGAAGGUUACAACUGGAGGUUCUAUGGACUGAUAGCACUGAAGAUUCUAGGAAUGCACCUAUAGCCUGGACAACUCUUCAGUUGCCAAAAAGUGGUGGAGGGUGGAACAUUAUUAAUAUGGUGUAUUGGAAUAAAGCAGCAAUGAUUAAACUCUUGUGGCUAUUGAGUUUAAAAGAGACAAGUUGUGGGCGAAAUGGCUCAAUUCAUAUUACAUUGGAAGACAAGGAGUGCUUACUGUCAAUCUAA